AUGCUACUGCCUCACCUUAUCACCUUGGCCAUCGGGGCUACCAUUGUCCAGGCCAGAUUCGAUCCAUCCCGCUUCCUAUGGUACACCUCACCAGCAAACAACUUCACCUCAACCCUCCCUCUUGGUAAUGGCCGACUCGGCGCAGCCGUCUGGGGAUCGGCCGUGGAAAAUGUGACAUUGAACGAGAAUUCGAUUUGGAGCGGGCAGUUCAUGGACCGGGUCAACCCAGACGCUUACAGUGCUUUACAUCCAGCUCGGGCUAUGCUCCAAGAUGGAAACAUCACCGCGGCUGGACAGCUGAUGUUGGCAAAAACGGUCGGGAGCCCUGACGAGCCACGCUCGUAUCAUCCGCUGGGUUCGUUAGUGCUAGACUUCGGGCACAGCGACUCGGAUAUGGCCAACUAUACCCGGUCUUUGGAUCUACUUAAGGGCCGGGCCUCUGUGACAUAUAAAUAUCAUGGCGUUGCGUACAGCCGGGAAUACGUGGCAAGUCAUCCUGCUGGAGUUAUUGCAGCGCGAUUGAGGGCUAGCGAGGCCGGACGAUUGGAUGUUACUGUAUCGCUAUCCCGCGGUCUGUACGUUGAGCAGAACGUCGCGAUUGUAGGAAAUGGGACUGGAUCGGUCAAGCUGCGUGCGUCGACGGCCGCAUUACACGGGAUUGGCUUUUCGGCAGAGGCUCGCAUUGCUCCUCACGGAGGGCGUAUUUCUCGCAACGGGGCGACGGUGGUAGUUCGCGGUGCGACGACCGUGGACAUCUUCAUCGAUGCGGAAACAUCCUAUCGUCACGACGACAAGGCAGCAUGGGAGGCCGAGAUCGAUCGGAAACUGGAUGCAGCAGUGCACUGCGCAUUUCCGGCGAUCGAAGAAGCUGCCAUUGCCGAUCACCAGGGCCUUGCUGGCCGAGUGCAUCUCGAUCUGGGCUCCUCUGGUUCUACAUGGUAUUUACCCACCGAUGUCCGACUCCAUAGAUACAAGACAAAUCCGGAUGCAGAUCCAGAACUACAAACACUCAUGUUCCAGUUCGGUCGAUACUCACUCAUCGCAUCGUCGCGGGAAAUAGGGACAUUUCCUCUUCCUCCUAAUCUUCAGGGAUUGUGGAACGAAGAUUAUGAGCCGGCAUGGGGAGGCCGAUACACGGUGAACAUCAACCUGCAGAUGAACUACUGGCCAGCGGGAGUCACGAACCUGGCCGACACCUUACCGCCGCUGAUCUCGCUGCUUGAAACAGUGAGACCACGAGGUCAAGAUAUCGCUCGGCGCAUGUACCACUGCGACGACGGUGGAUAUGUCCUGCACCACAACACCGAUCUCUGGGGAGAUGCAGUUCCAGUAAACAACGGGACUAAAUGGACGAUGUGGCCAAUGGGUGGCGCAUGGCUAGUUGAGAACCUAAUGGAGCAUUUUCGUUUCACGCAGGAUACGACUCUGCUCAAGGAGCGUAUCUGGCCCCUACUGCGAUCUACCGCUCAGUUCUACCAUUGCUACCUGUUCUCAUUCAACGGCUAUCUGAGCACAGGGCCAUCGAUCUCUCCAGAAAACGCGUUUGUCGUGCCCGAUAACAUGACCCAAACCGGCAAGGAAGAGGCCAUCGACAUCGCACCGACGAUGGAUAACUCCCUCCUGUCUAGUCUCUUCCUCUCCGUCAUCCAAACGUGUAAGAUCCUUGGUAUCAACAACACAGAUACCGCCCAGGCUGCAUCCUCUCUGGCGCGCAUCAAGCCUCCUCAGAUCGGAUCCUACGGACAGAUCCUCGAAUGGCGUAAGGAAUACGAGGAAAGCGAACCGGGCCAUCGGCAUAUGAGUCCCAUCUUCGGCCUCUACCCUGGAACGCAAAUGACGCCCGUCAUAAAUUCAACGUUAGCAGCUGGCGCCAAAAUUCUCCUUGACCACCGAAUUGCUCACGGCAGUGGUAGCACUGGCUGGUCGCGCGCGUGGACAAUCAACCUUUACGCCCGCUUAUUUGACGGCGACUCCGCGUGGAACCACACACGAGUGUUUCUGCAAAAAUAUCCGAGUGCGAACCUCUGGAAUACUGAUGCGGGACCCGGGACAGCCUUUCAAAUCGACGGUAACUUCGGAUUCACGGCGGGCGUUGCUGAGAUGUUGCUGCAGAGCCAUGCGGGAGUGGUGCAUCUCUUGCCCGCCUUGCCGUCCGCGGUACCGAAAGGAAAUGUCUCAGGAUUGGUCGCUCGAGGGAACUUUUUGGUGGAUAUAGAAUGGUCGAGUGGAAAGCUGACUUGGGCAAGAAUCGCCGCGAGAGCAGGAGGGAAGUUGACCAUUCGUGUGCAGGAUGAUGCGCAAUUUACAGUAAACGGGCGUCCUUAUACCGGGGCUAUCGCGAGUAAACAUGGCGAGGUGUAUGAGAUAUCAGCACACUAG
Messenger RNA from Aspergillus alliaceus, 2379 nucleotides. RefSeq names its product glycoside hydrolase family 95 protein. Lineage: Eukaryota; Fungi; Ascomycota; Eurotiomycetes; Eurotiales; Aspergillaceae. The transcript has 3 exons. Gene Ontology annotation, biological process: carbohydrate metabolic process. Gene Ontology annotation, molecular function: alpha-L-fucosidase activity. The record is from RefSeq and is a predicted model, not a curated record. The coding region runs from base 1 to 2379 and encodes 792 amino acids.